This is a messenger RNA of Hippoglossus stenolepis (Pacific halibut), 1420 nucleotides long. RefSeq names its product homeobox protein HMX2. Lineage: Eukaryota; Metazoa; Chordata; Actinopteri; Pleuronectiformes; Pleuronectidae. The transcript has 2 exons. Gene Ontology annotation, biological process: regulation of transcription by RNA polymerase II. Bases 136 to 897 code for a protein of 253 amino acids. Gene Ontology annotation, cellular component: nucleus. The record is from RefSeq and is a predicted model, not a curated record. Gene Ontology annotation, molecular function: DNA-binding transcription factor activity, RNA polymerase II-specific; RNA polymerase II transcription regulatory region sequence-specific DNA binding.
CGCUAAACCGCACUCUUCCGGGUCGUAGAAGAGCGUCGCGCCGGCUCCUCCGCGCGCUAGUCGCAGCCGUGGAGCGAUGGUGCUCGGAGCGUCCGGGGACGUUGGUGUUUCGGGAAUCUCGGAGGAGCGCGUGAAAUGCCGGGGACCAUGAGCAAAGGGGACGCCCCGGGUCGCAGCGCCUCGUUGACGUUCACCAUCGACAGCAUCCUCAACCUGCGGCAGCAGCGGGACGCCGGAGACUCGGACGGCGCAAAGACGCAGAGGGACGGCGGGUGCAAGGAUGAGUUUAAAGCGCAGUGCGAGGAGGCGUGGGACGUCCGGAGGAGAGAGGACAGCGGCUCAGAGGGGACAGUGAAGCCCAGAGUCCAUCCUGCGGACCGCGGGGGACACACACCGUCGCUGACCACCGCCGCCUCCUGUCCCGGGGCGCACAGAGCGCACGGUGCCGAGGACGCGUCCGAGCAGCAGCAGCAGCAGCAGAGCCCCACGGACACCAAAGCCGCAGUGAAGAAGAAGACGCGCACCAUCUUUUCCAAGAGACAGAUCUUCCAGCUGGAGGCCACGUUCGACAUGAAGCGGUACCUGAGCAGCUCGGAGAGAGCGUGCCUCGCCAGCUCGCUGCAGCUCACCGAGACCCAGGUGAAGAUCUGGUUCCAGAACCGCCGCAACAAGCUGAAGCGGCAGCUGUCCACGGACAUGGACGGACCGCUGGCCGCCGAGCACCUCUCGGAGGCGGGGAAAAACGUGCAAUUACCGACUUUUUACAAAGACAGCAGCCUGCUGAGCGGAUGUUUGAUGCCCAUGCCUUUCCCCGUCCUUUACCCGACUGCGAACGCGGCGCCUUACAUCUACUUCUCCAACACUGGCAAGUAUUUCGGGCUGUUUGACGCGGACUGAUGGUUUCCUCUGGAUGUCUGGACUUUAUAUGAGCCGGUCACUUUUCUUAUUUUAUUUUUUUUUGAGUUCAUAUAAUUCCUGAAACUUUGAUGUAAACAUAUCAACUAAUCCAAGACAUGCAUGUGCCACUUUUUGUCCUCCCCCAAAUGUUUAUUAUUAUUAUUAUUAUCAUAUAUUUUUUUAAGGUUUUUGAUAUGUUGAAGUUGUGCAUGCAUUAAAGUUCCUCUGAGCAGUUUUACUCGGCGCAGUAAUGUCAUCAGACUGAAUGUACGUUAAGAGUAAAGCUGCAGCAACUUUGGUUAAAAUUUUGUCAUCGUUUCCAUCGCUCGUGUUGAAAUGUUGAAGUUUCUGUGGAGCAAUACUUGGUUUUGUAUUUAUAUGGCCUUAUAUUAUUGUUGUUGUUGUUAAACACUUUUCUGGUUUGUUUUCACUUGAUCUUUCAUAUGACAGACUGUUGAACUGUGAAUACAGUUACUAUAUCAUGACGAUGAUGAAUUUUGCAAUAAAAAAAGUAAUGUUUGAA